Messenger RNA from Capsaspora owczarzaki ATCC 30864, 3084 nucleotides. RefSeq lists its product as hypothetical. Bases 22 to 2997 code for a protein of 991 amino acids. The transcript is spliced from 4 exons. The record is from RefSeq and is a predicted model, not a curated record. Lineage: Eukaryota; Filasterea; Ministeriida; Capsasporidae.
UUUUUUUAUUUUUUUUUUUUAAUGGAUUCGCUGCCUGACAGCGAUCAUCCUCGCGAGGUCGACCCCGACCCGUCCGCCUCGCCAAUACCACCGCCAUCGUCCACAUCCCCAGCAUCCGAUCCAGUGGCUGCUGUUGAAGCGGCGGCUGAACAGAACGACGGAAACGCAGCGAACUCGAGCUCGAGCUGCGGUUUCGCGGAACCCGCCGAUGCACUUGCUGCAGCCGCUCCCGCUGACACUCUGGCCGAGUCUGAGCCACAGGGGCAGCCAGCCGACAGUGACGGAGCCGGCGCCGUUGCACCAGCACCAGUACCAGCAGCAGCGGCAGAGCGAGCCCACACGGUCCCCGAACCGCCUGCCCAAGUCCUUCUCAUGGAUGGCCAGCAGCCGCAGACGACGACGACACAAGCAGAUGCAGGCACCACGAACGGUGAUACUGCUGCUGCAACUGAGGCCGGAACGUUGGUCGGAGCGCCGGAGCAGGCUCCUGAAACCACUCCUUCAAUGCCAAUCCCAGCCACUCCAGCGAUCGGUGACUCUGUCGCCGUGGCUCAGACAAGCGAACUUAAGAUCGCUGUGGAUGUACCAAGUCAUGCAAGCGAGGAUGCAAUGUUGGCGAGCGCGUCACCCAAGAUCAUACGUAUCGGCAGCGCUGCUCCAAGUCCAAGUGCUGCUGGCACUCCUAAAGCUGCUGCUGCCAUGGCCAUCGACCUCAGUGGUGCAGUGAUGACUGAAACACAAGUAGGCCACGCUGACCGCAUUGCUUCGGCGCCCCUUCAGGCCAGGUUGCUGCUUCCAGAGACGACCCAAAAGGCUCUAACUGCUCCCUCCUCGUUCUCCAAGCCCGGCGGCGGCGCACUCACCCUUGCUGGUCUGGCACUUGCAGCGCCCAUCCACGCCGCAUCUGUCGCGCCUGGAAGACUUGCAUCUUCGGAAUUCACUACCCUGGAAACACACCGCUCACACUCAACGGGCGCGCUGCCCGAUCGGAAUCAGACAGUGUCGCCACAGGCGUUCAACAAGUCCGAUGCCAACCUGACGCGCUCCCCGGACGUCCAUCUGUUUGGCACGGUGGAGCUUGGCGAAGAGAAUGAUGACUGGACAUUGGUGACCAACACGGACAACAUUACCUUUGCCAGCGUGAUCCAGGAAAAGCUCCACGCAAAAUACAAGCACCACCGGCCAGAGGGCCGCCACAAUCACCACAACCACAACACGAAUUCGGUCGUUUCUACGUCCACACAACAAUCCGGGUCUGUCACAGCCUCCGAGAUCUCUCAAGAAGACAAUGCCAGCCAACGACUGUCAAAUCCGCCAAAGAGCUCGCGGCCAAAGUCUGUCGAUGUCGCGAUUGUUAUUGAUGGCCCGGCCCGAGAUUCGACACGCUCUGACGACCGCUCAGUUACCUCGUCGUCGUCGGCUUCUUCUGACAUUCGCUUGACUACUGUCGGCCUGUCAGUCCCCUCAGUCGACCACGACGCUAGCAACGCCCAGUCGGAAGAGGACAUUGCUGCCCUUUCGGAAAACUUGCUGUUGCCAGGCUCGGAGCAUCCCCACCUGCGAUCGUUCGAUCACCAGAAGAGCAUUGGUGGCGAUGGAGAGGAUGAUGGUUUUGGCGAAGAGAUGCCCCCUCCAGCGCCAAUUGCACGUGUGCAUGCACCGACAUGGAUUCCAUAUCACAAUCCAGUGUUGGUUCUACUGACCUUCUUGGUACCCAUCGCAUUGAUUGUCCUCUUCUACAAUGUCAUUCCGCUGGGCGAUGUCGAUGGAGCCCUGUCUGACAAGCUCGUGUGGAUUUUCGUUGUCAACCCAGUCACCUUUUCCUUGUUCUCGUACCUGAAUUGCAUCGUGUUUUGCGCGUGCCUGGAUGACUCUGUCCCGUGGCGACCGUUGACCUCGUUCAUCCACAUUUGUGUGGGCACCUAUCUGGGAGAAUCGGUGUUUUUCCUCAUCUUUUACGGAUUGUUCGAGUCCUGGCAUGCAAUGGGCCUGGUCGCUUUGCUAGUAGCGAUGAUUUGUACGAUGGGCGGCUUGUACUUUAGCCAAGCUAUCAUCUAUCCGCAAAGCCCCGCAUUGUACUUUUUCCGCCUCAAGGUCUUCCUCAAGGUGGAAAUUUGUCUGCUGAUUUUGAUGGGUCUCCUGACGCUCUACACGAUCGCCUUCCGCGUUGGCAGCAGCUCCGUUCAAAGUAUUCUAUCCUUUGUCCUGUUUAUCGUCACGUUCAUCUUCAAAAAGAUCCUGCUGUCCAUCACCGAUGUUUUCCCGAUUGAGAUUUCGAUGCUGAUUGCUGGAUUGUGGAUGGAGCACCUCGAUGAUACGUUUGCGAUUGUCGCUUACCCACAAGUGGAGAAUCCCGAAAGCGCCACGUUUUUCGCAGUCGCUGCAAGCAAGUUUAUUCAAAACAUGGCAUACUUGCUGUUUUUGACCGACGUAUGGUUCCGCUUCCGAGUUUGGAUUAAGGCGUUUCUCAAAGGCGUUUUCACGUGCCGCGGGACGGAUAAGUCGCAAGUGCCCAUUGAGAAGGACGACAUUGAGGAUCGUGGUCAUUCGAACGUCAAGCCAGGCUACCAUCGUCGCCAGGUCCAGUUUUUCAUGUGGAAAGUGCUGAGCCAGCUGCACUCGUGCAUUUUCUUUCUCUCUGUUGCGCCCGGUCUGAGAUUCGGGUUGAACAACUCGUUCUAUCCAUUCUCGGAGCAUGUCACACAAGCCGCAGGGUCUGUCACGGUGCUGACCAGUAGCCAGUUUAGAAAUUGCUUGUAUUUUGUGACUGCACUGUUCUUCAUGUUCCUCUUUUCCGGCGUGGCUGGCUACUACUUUAUCAAGCGUCGCAUCCCGCGCGUGUUUGCCGACAUUUCCGCGAUCGUGAGAACCGUCUUCCUCGGCCCCACGUACAUUGGCAUUGUGCUCAUGAUCAUUUGCUGCAACCAGCUGCUCGCCGUCGCCAUUCUUCAGGCGCAGUACCGCAUCUGGUUUUGGGAAGAUGCGUUGGAUGACUGAAAAGCUUGAUGGAUUAUGUUGUCUCUCUCUCUCUUUCUUGAAUUGUCGUGUUGUCAAAACUCUUAGGAAUUAGAUUUUACUUGAUAG